AUGUAUCCUUCCCUCAUCCUUCCAUGGUCCACGAAUCCCGCAGAUCGCGAAAACAAGUACCGUGCUGCCGGCCUGGUGAAAACCAGAGGGACACUCUUUCUGCUACCUCCGUCAACAUCCACCUUGCGCGAUUCAUUCAAUGCACCACCACGUCCCCAAACCCGUAUGUCCUCGGGUGCAGUCGCCCUUUGCAAACAUUUUGAGCGGGGCGGUGCAUCAUCGGAGCAUGGCCGGCCGCAUCCAUUUUGGUCCCUGCCUUCAGGGAGCAACGAGAACAAGACGGAAAUUGCAAGAGGGAUAUUAGAGAACAUGCUGGAGCAAGCAGUUUGGAGGAAUGUGAUGCUUCUACACCACAGGGUAGCAGUGUACGAGAUCAGGAAUGCAAGCGGAUACGGGAUGAGGUGGACACUGGAUAUAGAGGAGAUGAAGGGAGACAAACAGGCUGAUAUCGGCGGACAGAUGGACAUUCGGGCGACGACGGUCAGUCCACCCUACCCCAACCAAGGUAAAGAGGAGGAUGAUUUCCACAAGAACUGGGUGAUAACCAGGACGACAUUCCGCGGGUUCUUGGAGCCUAUUGCUGGGAUGGAACACGAGCUGGUGGCUGUUCCAGGGAUAGGCGCCAUCUAUGGUUGUGUGCGGCAGAGCCGUCACGCAAACCGACAUGUGCACUCACUCAAUUGCGGGCUGGUUCCGCUCACCUCGAAAAACCACCAUCAUCAUAAAAGUCUGAUAAAACUCCCGCCAAGGGCCGUCACAGUAUGGUCGAGAUUCAAGUCCGACCUGCCGGCUGAGCCAGUUCUUUACUCGCAAUUAACCAUCGGCGUUCCAAAGGAGACCCUCCCGGGUGAACGUCGCGUCGCCGUCGCGCCCCAGAACAUCCCUUUGCUGUUGAAGAAAGGCUUCGCAAGGGUCCUGGUGGAGCGAGGUGCUGGUAUUGAAGCUGAGUAUUCCGACGAGGUCUAUGAACAUGUUGGCGCCACCGUGGUUGACAGCGAGACCGUGUGGUCGGAGAGCAACAUCCUACUCAAGGUUCGUCCACCAAACUUGGAGUCGGAAGUACCCAAGAUUCACCCGGGAACGGCCUUGAUCUCGUUUCUGCAACCCAUGCAGAACAGGCCCCUUGUUGAGGCUCUUGCUUCUCAACGAGUGACUGCGUUUGCUAUGGACAUGAUUCCCCGGAUUUCGCGUGCUCAAGCAUUUGAUGCGUUAAGUUCCAUGGCCAACAUAGCGGGUUACAAAGCUGUGCUUGAGGCGGCUAAUCACUAUGGUCGCUUCUUGACUGGCCAGGUCACUGCUGCUGGAAAGAUUCCUCCCUCCAAAGUCUUGGUCAUUGGAGCCGGCGUGGCUGGGUUGAGUGCCAUCACGACCGCCCGCCGUCUCGGCGCGAUUGUCCGCGGGUUUGACACUCGUUCUGCCGCCCGAGAACAAGUCCAGUCACUCGGAGCUGACUUCCUGGAAGUCAGUGUGAAAGAAGAGGGCUCAGCAGCCGGUGGUUACAGUAAGGAAAUGUCCAAGGAGUUCAUCGAGGCAGAAAUGAAACUGUUCAUGGAACAGUGCAAAGAGGUCGACAUCGUCAUUACUACUGCUGCAAUUCCAGGAAAGCCUUCUCCCAAACUGAUCACGGAGAAAAUGGUCAGUGCCAUGAAACCCGGCUCUGUCAUUGUCGAUCUUGCUUCAGAGGGCGGUGGAAACUGCGAGGUUACACAGCCGGGUAAGCUGAUUGUGUAUAACCAUGUCACCAUCAUCGGAUACACAGAUUUCCCCUCUCGACUACCUACACAGUCCACGAGUUUGUAUUCCAAUAACAUUACAAAGUUCCUGCUGGCCAUCUCGCCUAAGGACAACCAUUUCGGCAUUGACUUGGAGGAUGAAGUCGUCCGAGGCUCUAUCGUUACCCACGAUGGUAAAAUCAUUCCCCCGGCUCCGCGGCCGGCUCCACCCCCGGCUCCUGCACAGCAGCACCACGAACUUGAAUCCAAGCCCGUCGAAUUGACACCUUGGCAAAGUCAAGCCCGCAAUGUAGCGGCCGUGACCGGAGGAAUGAGUGCAGCUCUUGCCCUAGGGAAGUUGACAUCCCCAUUGUUCAUGGGUAGCGCAUUUACGGCCGGCCUGGCAGGGCUUAUUGGCUAUCGCUCGGUCUGGGGGGUGAUUCCGGCCCUUCAUUCUCCUUUGAUGAGCGUUACCAACGCCAUCUCCGGCAUCGUGGGUGUUGGUGGCUUCUUUAUCAUGGGCGGCGGAUACCUGCCGGAAACAGUCCCACAAGUACUCGGUGCGCUGUCUGUUCUGCUUGCGUUUGUCAAUGUCUCGGGUGGUUUUGUCAUUACGAAGCGAAUGCUGGAUAUGUUCAAGCGACCAACAGACCCUCCGGAAUAUCCAUGGCUAUACGCGAUUCCCGGCGUGCUCUUCGCCGGUGGGUUUAUCGCCGCCGCAAGCACGGGUAUGAAUGGGCUCGUGCAGGCCGGAUAUCUGGUGAGCAGUCUGCUGUGUAUUGGAUCUAUCCAAGGACUGGCAUCACAGGCGACAGCGCGAACAGGGAACCUGCUCGGCAUCCUUGGUGUGCUGGCCGGUAUCAUAGCCUCACUUGGCGCAGUGGGAUUCUCUCCAGAGGUGUUGACACAGUUUGGCGCGAUUGCAACUAUUGGUGGUGUUGUUGGCGCCCUCAUCGGCCGGCGUAUUACCCCUACCGAGCUUCCUCAGACGGUUGCUGCCUUGCAUUCCGUUGUCGGUCUGGCCGCGGUGCUCACCAGCAUAGGCAGUGUCCUUGCUGAUGUCUCGGAAAUUUCGACUUUACACAUGGUGACGGCGUACCUGGGCGUUCUCAUUGGUGGCGUAACAUUCACGGGGUCUCUUGUUGCUUUCCUGAAACUCGCGGGACGAAUGUCGUCUCGGCCGACCAUCCUUCCUGGCCGCCAUCUCAUUAAUUCUAGCCUGUUGGCCGCCAACGCCGGCACAAUGGGUGCGUUCUUGACCAUGGCGCCUGGUGCGCCUGCCGUGGCUGCAGUGUGCCUGUCUGCAAACACUGCUCUCAGUUUCGCUAAGGGAUUUACGACGACGGCCGCCAUAGGCGGAGCGGAUAUGCCUGUGGUAAUUACGGUGUUGAAUGCCUAUUCAGGCUUCGCUCUCGUCGCGGAGGGCUUCAUGCUUGACAACCCCUUACUGCUGACCGUAGGCUCGUUGAUCGGUGUCAGCGGUUCCAUCCUGUCGUACAUUAUGUGCGUCGCGAUGAAUCGUUCCCUCACCAACGUCCUCUUCGGUGGCAUAGCCCCGAUCGCCCAAACGUCGCAGGAAAUCAAAGGGCAGAUCACCAAGACCAGCGUGGAAGAAACCGUCGAGGCGCUCGCCAAUGCUGAGUCGGUCAUUAUUGUGGUCGGCUACGGCAUGGCCGUGGCGAAGGCCCAGUACGCCAUCGCCGAGAUCGUGUCUCUGUUGCGCUCCAAGGGUGUCAACGUGCGCUUCGCCAUUCACCCCGUCGCCGGACGCAUGCCGGGACAGUGCAACGUGUUGCUGGCCGAAGCCAGCGUGCCGUAUGAUAUUGUCUUGGAAAUGGACGAGAUCAAUGACGAUUUCCCCGAGACGGACCUCACGUUGGUCAUUGGCGCGAACGACACGGUGAAUCCGAUCGCCCUGGAACCUGGGAGCCCGAUCGCCGGAAUGCCCGUGUUGCAUGCGUGGAAGAGUAAGGGCGUGGUGGUGAUGAAGCGAGGCAUGAGCAGUGGAUAUGCCGACGUCCCGAACCCGAUGUUCUACAUGCCCGGCACGAGGAUGCUGUUCGGCGACGCGAAGCAGACGUGCGACGCGCUCAAGGCGGCGCUGGAGACGCGGUACAAGGCGCAAUUCCACGUCUAA
Messenger RNA from Fonsecaea erecta, 3849 nucleotides. RefSeq names its product NAD(P)(+) transhydrogenase (AB-specific), alpha subunit. Gene Ontology annotation, molecular function: NAD binding; NADP binding. Lineage: Eukaryota; Fungi; Ascomycota; Eurotiomycetes; Chaetothyriales; Herpotrichiellaceae. Gene Ontology annotation, cellular component: mitochondrial inner membrane. The record is from RefSeq and is a predicted model, not a curated record. Bases 1 to 3849 code for a protein of 1282 amino acids. Gene Ontology annotation, biological process: proton transmembrane transport; NADPH regeneration. The transcript is spliced from 8 exons.